UAUGUAAUCAGCUGAUUUCCGGCGAGCGAGACCAACCACAUCCAACGUCGUUGUUUUUUUUUUCGUGUUGGAAGCAGGAGGUAAACAAGAAAUUUUCCUUUUGUCAUCCCAAAAACCAGCAGCAGCAGCGACAGAAAAAAAAACUCCAACCAAAACGAAAAAAAAAGAAUACAAUCAUCACCCAGAAAAAAACUCUGCUGCUGCUCUAGAAAUUUAUACAUACACCCUAAAUACAUUUUCCAAUUCCACUCUUCACACAAUAAAGAAAAUAAAAUGUAUUAAAAUUUUCAUUAAUUCGCUUAAAAAAAGCGAAUUAAAUUUUGUAGAAAAAUUCUCUCUAAAAAACAACAAAACGUUUUCCAACAAAUAUUUUUUUUCAUUCUCAAUUACACACGACACAAAAAACUCAGAAAACCAAAAAAAUUAGAGAAGAAAAAAAAAAAAAAUAAAAAUUACAUAAAAAAAAUCCAUCCAAAACCAAAAACUUGGAAAAAAAACUAUGGCCAUGGAUAAUCUGAAAUUUAAAUUCAUCGGAGUUCUGCGAGAGGACAAUGCGGUCAACAUGAAUAACCUGGCUGGGAUUUUGCAUUGCAAACGUCGCCUCGAAUGGACACGCGAAUGGCUGCGAAAGAACCAAAACCAAUUCACUGCUAAAGAAAACAUUCUCAAGGAAAUUCAAUUCCGCAGCAAUGAAAUCUAUCAUCUGAAUUGCUUCUUCGACAUCACGGAGAAGCAAUUUCGAUUUUUAGUUAAUAAAUUGGGACCACUCAUUACAAAUUAUCAGCCACAUCGCAAGAAGAAAUUCUUUAGUGCUGAGGAACGUUUAGCUAUAACGCUUAAAUAUUUAGCUACAGGCGAGUUCCAUUCAUGUAGAAACUACUGUUUCCGAGCAUCAAAACCUGUGAUAUUGAAGAUGAUCGGCGACAUCUGUAUGAAUAUUUAUGAAACACUGAAGGAUCAUUUCAUUUCCACCCCAAAGACUGAAGAAGAAUGGAAAACCAUUUCCAACGCGUAUUACAAAAAAACUCGAGUUCCAAACUGCAUUGGUAGUCUAACAAUGAAACACAUUACGUUCAACAAACAUCCCCUCAAGCAAAGUGAUGGCGAGGACACAUUAAUAUUUACCGGCAUCGUAGAUAGCAAUGAUAAUUUUGUCUACGCCAAUGUCGAACCCAGUCCUAAUAAUAGCGAAAAAAUAUUCGAAUCAUCCACAAUCAAAGGCCUAAUAGAACAGGAUCAAAUGAACUUGCCAAAACAUCCCGACACCGGACCAAAUUACUUCUUUGUCGGCCACGGUGCCCUGCCAGUUAAACCAUACCUCUUGAAUACUCUCAAGUAUGUUCCAUAUAGCAGUAGUGAAAGUUCCACGUGGUUCAAUUAUGGUAGUCCCGAAUACAAAUACUGCUAUGCCAUGGAUCGAGUAGAAUACAACUCGGAGAGCGCUUUACGCAUGUUGACUAAUAUAUUCCCGAUUCUCUCAGCGCCCUUUCGAAUCGACAGUGAGAAUGCACGAAAGAUUACUCUCGGUUGCGUUGCUCUGUAUAACUUUUUGAGAAAGACAGAACGUUCGUUUUUCAAAAGCUCCGAGAAAAUCAAAUGCGAAGAGGAAUGCAUUGUCGGCGACGAAGAAGAACUCAAGGAACUCGAAGAAAAUAGCCCCAAUAUAUCCGAUUCGAUGUGCCUCAAGGUACUACGAAAGCAAUCGGGUGAUGAUGAAUUGGCUGAUGUUGGACGAAAGUGGCUAAUCGAAUAUUUUUCCGAUCGAAAGAAUCAGAUUUUUUAGAUAUGGAAUUAUAAUUAACAAAUUUAAUUAAAGAAAAAUAUAUUUAUACGUUUAUAUAUAUUAUUACAAAAAUAUAUAUUUACGUUUAUAUGUGUACUCGCUAUCUUCCACCUUGAUAAUUGAGUUUGUUGGAAAUUACUAGUUGUUUUAUUAAUUCUUUUUUAAGUUCAUAUUUAUAUACAAUCAUUAUAUUUUCAAAACAAAAACAAAAAAUAAAAUUAGCGUUUAAAUAGGAGGAAUUAAUAAAAAUGAUGGAAUACAUUUGAAUUUCCAGUAUUAAAAACAAAAAAUUCUAA
Messenger RNA from Episyrphus balteatus (marmalade hoverfly), 2079 nucleotides. RefSeq lists its product as uncharacterized. Bases 500 to 1783 code for a protein of 427 amino acids. Lineage: Eukaryota; Metazoa; Arthropoda; Insecta; Diptera; Syrphidae. The record is from RefSeq and is a predicted model, not a curated record. The transcript has 2 exons.